AUGUCGGUCCAAGGCGUGACCAGCCAGUUCGGGGAUAUGGGAUUUGGUGGUCCGCCUCCUGGUGACAACUAUGGAGGCCAUGGCCAGUACAGCGCAAACCAAGGUGGUCCUGCGCCUCCGCAGCCUGCCUACCAACCACCAUCCGACAAGCCACCACUGCCUCGGGGAUGGACCCCCUACUUUGACCAGCAGCAUCAACGCUGGUACUAUGUAGAGGAGGGGACGGGCAGGACCCAGUGGCAAGCACCCGGGUACAAUCCACCACCGAUGCAGAGCCCUUCCGCUCAGGGAGGUUACGGUCCUCCCAGCGAUCUUCCUCCAAGCGGAGGAGCUUACAAUGGGGAUGGUCAAGGACAGACCAAGGGUGACAAGUACGAAAAGAAAGGAAGCGGCACGGGAGGCCUGAUCCUUGGCGCUGCUGGUGGUCUUGCCGCUGGCGCCAUUGGCGGAGCUGUUCUGCACCACGCCCUCCACGAUAGUGACAGCGACAGCAGCGAUGACGAGAGACGCAAUCAUCAGCCAUACGCUGCUUCCGCCGCCGCCUCAGCAGCAGGACCGUCUGUGACCAACAUCUACAACACGGAAUACGUCGCCUACGACCAGCCCCCUCCGGCAAUGUACGUCGCAGACCGCUUUGACAGCGACCGGGAGUCUCUGGACGAGGCUCGGGCGGACGUCCACGACGCUCGUGCAAAGUACCAGCAGGCACUGGAGGAUGCUGCUAGCUCCAGUGCUAGCAGCAGUGAGAGAGAAGAGCUGGAGGAGGCUCGAGAGGAGCUGUAUGAAGCCGAGGAGGAAUACGCAGAGGAGUGCGAUGAGUAUUAUGACGACUGA
Messenger RNA from Metarhizium album ARSEF 1941, 834 nucleotides. Its product is annotated as WW/Rsp5/WWP domain protein. The coding region runs from base 1 to 834 and encodes 277 amino acids. The record is from RefSeq and is a predicted model, not a curated record. The transcript has 2 exons. NCBI's taxonomy places the organism in Eukaryota, Fungi, Ascomycota, Sordariomycetes, Hypocreales, Clavicipitaceae. Gene Ontology annotation, molecular function: protein binding.